Messenger RNA from Pseudopodoces humilis (Tibetan ground-tit), 8699 nucleotides. RefSeq names its product protein O-fucosyltransferase 4 (gene POFUT4). Gene Ontology annotation, molecular function: alpha-(1->3)-fucosyltransferase activity. NCBI's taxonomy places the organism in Eukaryota, Metazoa, Chordata, Aves, Passeriformes, Paridae. The record is from RefSeq and is a predicted model, not a curated record. Gene Ontology annotation, cellular component: Golgi membrane.
GGGGCCCGGCGCCGCUUCCUGGGGCGGCGGGCCGGGCAUGGGGGGCGCCGGGUUGGGCUGGGGGCCCGCGGGCCUGUGGGUGACGCUGGCGCUGUUCUGGAGCGCGGGAGCCGCUCUGGCCGCGGAGGGGCCAGCCGAGCCCUGCGGGGCGGAUGGGUGGGCGCAGGACGCCGUCCCUCCGGGCGCGGCCUUCGUCGCCGCCGCGUCUUACCGCGGGCCCGGCAACAACGAUACGCGGAGCAACAAGGCGCUGCCCAUCCUGCUGUGGUGGAGCGGGAGCCUCUUCCCGCACUUCCCCGGCGACACGGAGCGCAUCGACUGCCCCCGCGGCUCCUGCCUCGUCACCCGGAGCCGGCGGGUGGCCCGGCACCGCCGCACCAAGGCGCUCAUCUUCUACGGCACCGACUUCAGGGCGUACGAGGCGCCGCUGCCCCGCCUGCCCCACCAGACCUGGGCGCUCUUCCACGAGGAGUCCCCCAUGAACAACUACGUGCUCUCGCACUCGCCCGGCAUUCGGCUCUUCAACUACACGGCCACCUUCCGCCGGGAGUCCGACUACCCGCUCACGCUGCAGUGGCUGCCGGGCACCGGGUACCUGCGGGCCCCGGCCGUGGCCCUGGCCGAGAAGGACGCGUGGCGGCGGAAGGGCUACGGCCCGGUGCUGUACAUGCAGUCCCACUGCGAUGUGCCCUCGGACAGGGACCGCUACGUGCGGGAGCUCAUGAAGUACAUCCAGGUUGACUCCUAUGGGAAAUGUCUGCAUAACCGUGAGCUCCCCAGUGAACGACUUAGAGACACUUCUACAGCCACUACAGAAGAUUCUGAAUUUAUGACUUUUAUUGCCAGGUACAAGUUUCAUCUGGCCUUGGAGAAUGCCAUAUGUGACGACUACAUGACAGAGAAGCUGUGGCGUCCCAUGCACUUGGGUGCUGUCCCAGUGUACCGAGGCUCCCCAGCUGUGCGGGACUGGAUGCCAAACAACCUCUCCAUCAUUCUUAUAGAUGAUUUUGACAGCCCCCGAGAGCUGGCAAAGUACCUUGAUUUCCUGGACAAGAAUGGAGAGGAAUAUUUGAAGUAUCUAGAGUAUAAAAACGUUGGUGGAAUCAAAAACCAGUUCUUGCUAGAGAGCUUGGAGAAGCGGGAGUGGGGUGUGAAUGACAUGACUCUGCCCAAUUACCUAAAUGGCUUUGAGUGUUUCAUCUGUGACAAGGAGAACACCCGCGUCAAAGAGGAGCAGAAACACAAGAAGUCUCGUGGAAAAAUUCCAGCUCCCAAACCUCAUAUAGCUCAGUUCAAGCACAUGGGAUGUCCUAUGCCAACCCCUGGGUUUGGAAGCGUUGAAGAUCUCUCUGAGGGAGACAGUUGGAAAGAAAUGUGGCUGCAGGAUUAUUGGCAAAGCCUUGAUCAGGGUGAGGCCCUCACUGCUAUGAUUCACCGCAAUGAGUCUCAUCAGGGAAGAUUUUGGGACUACAUGCAUGAGAUUUUUCUCAAGAGGACGAGGCAACGCUGACCUAUCUUUGUAAAAGCUUGAUUUGAAAAUUGCAUUGAAAGUUGAGUCUGUGAAUUCUUACCUCACUUCAAAUGUUUGCCUUGAUAAAAACCAAAAAACCUCUCACAGAGACAAUUUUUUCUGGUGCAGGAAGUGAGUAAGUUUCUGUUGUGAUUGGAUUUCAGCAGUGGAAAUGUUAGCAACUGCUUUGAUUUGGGUUUCAGCUCUGUGGUGUGAAGCCACUCCUGACUUGCAGGUGUCAACAUGUGGUGCAAAAGAGGAAUUUACUCUCCUUUUGCAUUUGCUAUACUUAUCUUGUGUCUUACAUGACUUCAGGCUCUUGCUCAAGUGCCCUAAGUUAUUUCAGGGAUUUUUUAAGUCUUCAGAAUAUUAGCUGUUUUUUAAAAGUAUUUUAUCAAUCACAUAUUCUCUUCAUUAAGAUGUACUUUUAGCUGCUAUUAACAAAUGGCUUUUCCAGUGAAGGAAUUAGAAAAGACACAUCUGUGAAGAGCAGUCGUGCCUUAUGAAAUUGCUGCAAUAUAGUCUCUUCUCCCCAAGUAACAUGCCUCAAAUACUCCUCCUUUACAAGGUAACUGAAUAACUAUGGGCAGGUCACUUAACUCUCUGCUAAUUUUCCUCUUUUGAUGACCUAGGAGAACAUGUGUACAGUGGGAUGGGAGAACAAAUUAUUUAAGUUGCAAUUUUCAACAAAGUAUUUCGCACCAGAAAGUAUAUUACCUGGUAUUGUGUAGAACAAAAUAAAAUUCUAUGCUUUGGUUCUUUUAAGGUUCUAUCGCAUCAGAAAUCUGUAAUUUUGACUUAUUGUUAUCUCUUUAAUGCUAGCAAUUCAGAGGCCUUGGAUUUUUUCCUUUUGAGUAUGUGCAGCUUUCUGCAAAGACAAAUACAAUUUGACAAUGGUGCCUUUCCAGGGGUCUUUGCAGUUUGGAUACAAGUCUCGAAGCCUUUGUAUGCUGAACCAGGUGCACUGGGGUGGUUUUGGAUCUCUACCAGUCUUAACAUAUUGUGAUCCUUGUGUGUGACCAGAGUUCUUAAGUGACAGCAUGUGGAUAGAUCUUCCUUGCUGCAUAGCCUGUAUUGCUUACAGGUAUAAGUAAACUCCACUGUCCCCUGCCAUUGUGGGUAUCUUUUUGAAAUAGUUGAUCUUGCAGUGAGGGAAACUAAUUAAUUCAGUGUCACAGGUUCAAAAGCACAGGCAAAUAUGGCCACACUGCAGUCAUGUCUCUAAUGGAAUAAUGCUACUUUCUUUCUCCAUUUCCCCUCCUCCUUCAGAACUUAACUAUUGCCUAAAGAGCCAGAGUUUAUCUGUGCUUAAGACAGAUUGUUGGUGAUGAAAGUCUACAGUCUGUUGUGUAGUUUGAUUUUGUAAGGCAGUUUAUGCAUUGCUGUGUGAAGUCUGAUGUCUGUCAGUAAAAGGUGUAGUGAAAGUAGUGACUCUACAUUCUCUCUGUAAUUACAUCACUGUCUAUUGCUUAGUGCUGUAUGGGUCACUUAAUAUCUUUUUCUUUCCCCUUAAAUUCCCCUUUAUAAUGUUAUAGAGAUGGUAUUACAGGUAUAAUGCCAGUACAGGUAAUGAUCAUCUCAAUGUUUGCCUCUCAGGUGACAUAACAAUAUUGUCAUGUUAAAAUCUGGGCACCUUGACAGAAAAGACUUCAGAUCCAUGACAAUCACUGUAUUUUUAUAAAUGUAGAAAAUGCAUGCACUGUACCUAAUUGAUUUUACAAGAAGAAUGGGUUUUUAUGUCUCUUCUUGAAGUAACAAGUGAUUCUUCAGCUAAAAUGCAUUUAUCAGUUUAAGUUCCUUUUCUCAGUUAUUCAGGAGACAUGAAUACCUAAGACAAUAUAUCUAAGUUAACUGGUAAACUGGAUUAUUCAAAUCAGAUUAAAAAUUACAGAUGUGUAUUUGGGAUUGAAGAGGCCAGUUGCUUGAGAAGUAGAUUAAGAUAAAGCAAAUUAAGACUGCUUUAAUUCUGAAUAUUGACUUCUACUAAACAAGUUAAUGAAAUUUAAGUAAAUUGUUUGAAUUAAUGCCUUCAGGUAGUUCAUUUCAUGUUUCUGUACAGAAAAUAAUUGUCUUCUUUAACUGCAUUUUCUUAAUUAGCUAUAUCUCAAAACACUUUCUUAUUCAAGUGUUUGGUAGAAGAGCCAGGAGGAGAAAUUGUGAUCUUGCUUUUUGUGCUAAACGUAAAAAAUAAGAACCAGGUACUAGCACAUGCUGCUUUUACUAUUUUAUCCUGUAAUUUAAGUAGAUUUUUCAGAAGUGCAGCUUUUAUAAUAUUUUCCAGGUCUUUAUUAUAAUUUACCUGCUGUUGCCAAAAUUAGACAUGCUACAUUUAAUGCACUGUCCCUACAGGAGUAACAGGAGGAAGUACCAGUAUAAGUAUGUUCAUCAGCACCUGCUUGAUGAGUCCUUGGACAUCCUUGAUGAGUGAUGUCCAAAGCCCCAUUUUGUCUUCCUGCUCAGCAACAUGAGCAUGUUUCUCAGCUAACAGUAGCAUUGAAGAUAUGGUGGUACAAGCUGAAGAGUAGCUAGCAAAGUAGGUAAAAGCUUCUUCCUUGGGGCCCUGCUUUGUUCAUUUGCCAAUUCACAACUAUUUACUUCCUGUACUCCAUAUAUUUCAACCAACAGCCGACAAGGUUAUUUUGUUAGUCCUGCAGGGUUUCUUUGUUGCUUUGCUCUGUGUCUGUGCUACAGAAGGCUGUUCCUCUGAGCCUGAUGACUGUUGCCAAGCAUGAGUAUUUCUGAUUGUCAUUUCUCUUCUUAAAGUGGGUAUGAAAAGAGUACAGAUCUGAAAGUAACUUCAUUACAGAUACUCUGUGGGCUUUGUCUGCUUUUCAAAGUACAACUUCCAGUUUGUAGUUGAGUCAAGUCAUUUGACUCUUUCUUUUCUGAGUUUUUAGUGUCUUCCUAGGUUUACCUAUUUUUUACAGUCUUAGAGGUGGUGAGCUUCUCAAAAGGUAGUGAAUAAUAGCUACCACUCUUAGCUGUGAAGCUCACCCAAGUCUUGUUUCUUUUGUAUCUGCAGUGUUUUUUUUCUGUAGUAAUAGGUCAUACUAGCUUUCAUCUCCUCUGUGUCACAAUACUUCUGUGAUUUAUAAACCGCGUGUCCAUUGCCUCUAUUAGUACAGUGAAUUUAUUUCACUUUUUAUGUAUGGUGUGCAAGAAUUAAGGCUGGAAUAUUUAUUCAGUGCAUGGUGUGAAUAUUCUGUGUUGCUGCCAGGCAAACUCUGCAGGGACAGGAGAGGUGGGAAUCCUGCCCAGCUGGAUAAAGAGUUGUGAUUGCAGUUGUGUUCGAGGCUGCUGACCGACCUUCACAGCAUCAACUGCUCUGCACAGCAAGGACUACAAAAUGUUGAGUAAACAUUUUGCCAUGGCUCUGUUUUCAUCCUCUCCUGUAAUUUGGAGGAGACAGGAGGAGAAGCUGGGUCUCAUACCCUUGAAGAGUUAGCAAUUAAUUUACUUAAUAAUGCAUUGGAAAGGACUGCUGUACAGUGCCAAUGUGUACUGCCAGUCAUAGCCCAAGUGAAUUCAAUUUACCCUUCUGGCUGUGUUUCUACUAAUGCAAGGAAGAAAGUCACUACAGCAUUAUUAUUUUGGAAAAAGGUUCCUGAUUUAUGUUCUUGGCUGCUAACUGGAUUUCUCUCUGCUUUAAAUCCAAACCAGCAAGAUGGUGGCUUAAUGUCAUCCCUCAUAUUGUGACUACUGGAAGGCUAUGUGAUACUCAGACUGAACAUAAUAGAUUCAGCAUUUAUCUUAAUCAUGUUCUUACAGUGCAGGUACCCAUAUUCAUAAAAACUGAGACUAAUCAGGAAUUUAUCAAAAAUACCAGAUAUUGAAGAUGAUUACCUGUAUAAACGCUUUGGCAGGAUCCUACAGAAUAGAGUGAGUGGCUUCACUGCUUGUCAUACAUUGUGCCUGUUUACUGUGUGACUAGAGGGAGGCUUUCAAAGCUGUCAGGAUAGCUUUAUUCACUAGCAUUAAUGUUCUAAAAAUAAGUAUCUCCUCAUUACUGCUCACAUGAAGCAGCAGUAGAUUCUCUUGGUGCUGUGUCUCAGAAUUUACUUGACAAGCUAGAAUAAAUUUAUGCCCUCUGAGAGGUGAAAGAUGAGAAACAAAUAGCUGACUGAAGGUUAAAAAUCUAGCAGUCCAAUGCAUUGCAUUGAUUGGACAAGCCACAGUUCUCAUUCUUCUGCCAAAACUGUAAUACCACGUGCUGCCUAUUUUUCCCGUUAGAAGCCAGUUAUUUUAUUUAUUGAGCUAGUAGUCUGUGUUUUCUGUCCUUUAGCACGAACUGCAAUUUGUAGGAAGCACAUAAUCUCGCUGAAGAAUAUUGAUUUGAUACCUAACAUUAUGAUUUCUAGAAUUCAGAAGGAGUUCAGAAAGAAUUGCCUUUUCUUAUUUCAGUCACUGUAGUAAUUUUCAGACCAAAAGAUCUCUGGAUCCUCUCUAAUGGUAAGUAGAAUGAAACCCAAGCAACAGUGGAUGUAUAUGUUUAGAGGGAAAGGAGAAUGAGCUGCUUUCUCUGGAAAUGGUCUGCAAAUUGCAGUAGCAGCUGGAGAAUCAGCAGAAAUGCCCCUCUUGCACUUUGACUAAGGAUAGUUUUAGGUGGUGUGGAAGAACAACUUCUAAAUGACUGGGAACAGGAUAAAUUGAAUUGGAGCUCAGCCAUCAGAGACAUCAGAGUUUUAACAGGCACUGCUGUGUAAGACAAGCAGCCAUCUGCCUCAUUUACUCUCCUGCCAUAGACACUUUUCUGCCAUGGUCCCAGGAGAGCCACUCCCUUAAUCAUUAGUUGUCAUCUAUUUGGUUGUACUUAAUUAAGGUUAUUGAUGGAAGCCCAGGCACCUUCUGGGAAGUUAUAUUAAUUGGAAAUAUACAGGGUAGCAGGUUCCUUCAAUCUGCCCAGAGACCUCUACUGACAGGUUGAAAUUAAUCAGAGACAAAAUCCUUUUAGUGAUAGACCUACUGAGCCAAAGCCUGCGUCAGGCUUUAACAAACGGUACUUCUCUUUAUGGUUCAUUGUCUCAGAGCUGGCAGUGAGAGAUCUAUGGCCCUGCAGAGAGAUUAGGAAGGAUGGAGAGGAAUGGAGCUGCAGGAUUUGUUCCAGAGCUCUGACACCACUAGCAUUUGUGUGCUGUUAAAUACAUUUUUUACUGCAGAAAAGACCCAUUUAAUGUGCAAAUGUCUCGGCUAGAGAUGGUUCUGGGGAUCUUGGAAUGGAUCAGAGCAGAUGAUAAUACUUUGUGGCAUCUCUGAGCAAAUAAGGAGGCACAGGUAAUUUGCAGUGGAAAUGGGCUGAAUUUCCUAGAUCCUGGGAAUUAGGGAUUAGGUAUGGCAGCUCAGAACUACUCAGGUUGACAGAAAAAUGCAGGGCAGCUGAUCUGAUUGAGAUAGCACGGGAUAAGGGCUGGUUUGGGAGUUAGGAUGGGGUGAGGCACGCUGUGAGUGCAUGAAUGCAUUGUGCUAAUAAGAGCAUUAAGUACUAAUACUGUCCAAACACAAUAGCUCAGGAGGCAGGACUUAAGUCUGAUCCAUCUGGAAUCUUAGCAAACUGGUUAGUUUCACUACUAAAGUUAAAGUGGAAGUGCUUUAAGGCAUCUCUAAUUAAAUUGGUUUAAAGAGGUCAGGGUGAGACAGAUGAAUAAAGAAUAAAGUGUGGUAGGUGAGGGCAUUAUGAACUGGUAUGAGAAGGACUGUGUUCAGGAUCUUGUAUUCAGGAUAAAUUUGUGUGGAUAUACUGGAAUUUACCUGAAAGACAUGGAUAUCAACUCCAUUCUUUUUUCCCAACACAACUGAUUCCUUAGCUUCAUCCCCUGAGUUUUAGGCAGUAUCUGAAUUUUUACAUAACUACACUAGAAAGUGAAGAAUACAUGGUGUAAUUUCUCAUCUCUUAAAGAGGUAUUUAAGAUAACAGUCUCAUUUUAAAGGGUGCAUUUUAUCACAGCAUUGUUAGCUUUGUAUUUAAUUGUGGCACAGCAUUUACCAUAUUACCAUAUGUGGCCUUUGUUCAGUUUUGAUAUAUAUGCUUUUCAAAUCUAGUAUUAAUAGUUUAAGCUCUGUGGUUCAUUUUGGUUUUGACCAGCUGAAAUGCAAGCUAGGAUUCAGCUUUAAAUGUGUUGAUGCAGUAAAAAAAGCUGUAAAUGCUAAUUAGUACAAGUUAAAGUUUCACAUGGUUUUUAUAGCUGUUCCUUCAGCAUUCACCAUAAAACAUCUCUGGGGUUCACUGUUGAUGAAAUCUGGUUUCUGACUGUCCCUAUAAAGUCAACACUUCUGUCCCAUCCAUUAGUGACUUGGUGCUAUCAGCUAUACAAAAUACAGGCUGUAGAGACAUUUGGCUAUUGAGUAAAACAGCCCUUUUGUAGUUCCACAUUCUCCCUUAAAAUUAAUAUGUAAUAUUAAAAAAUAAUGUUUAAUAGUAAAACUGUGUCCUGCUUCAGACAUCUCUGCAUGGUGUGUGCAGACACCGCCAUGUACCUUAUUCUGUUUGCUUAGGAAUCUCUAAGGCUGAUGCUCCAAUACCGGACUGAUGCCAAAAAAUUAGUUUUAAUGCAGACAACAGUAACUUACAGGAAGCUAUUACAAUUCUCCUUGUGUAAGUUUGCCUUUCUGUUUCUCAGCCUCCACUCCUCCCCCACCUCAUGUUUCUUGGAAUUACUUAAAUGAGACAUCAGCUUUUGAAGGUGAAAGGACAUGAAGGUGCUGCCACCAUUAGCUAAUGUAAUUUGGAAAAAGGGAGUUGAUUUACAAGGAGUGCAGUUCAUCUUUUCUUACCUCUUAGUACUUUUGCCUUUCCUUGUUAGUUUCUGUGCUGAUCUAGUUAGGCAUGCAGGAGGCAAAUGCAGCACGGGAACGUGGGUAGCUAGCAGUAGGUAAGAAGGGUAGCUAGAAGAUGCAAAACCAAGAGUAGCUGAACCUCAUGUGAACUUAGAAUACUGAAAUGUAUUUCAUGUCCCUGUCUUAGAUUUUCAAAAUCUCCGUUGUUCAGAGUUGCACACUGCAAGCCCUCUGGCCUAAUUUGAAGGUGUCACCCUGUUUUCUUUCUUUUCUACUGGUAGUCAAGCUCAAAGGAUAGCUUGUUUCCUGUCUUUUCAGAAAAAAAAUUGAAAUAGAGAAACAUCCUGCUUACCAAAAUGUUUCAGAACUUCCAGAAAGUGUUUGGAAUUGGAUUGGACCUGAAGAGAUGAAAAUUUAC